This is a messenger RNA of Sphaeroforma arctica JP610, 805 nucleotides long. RefSeq lists its product as hypothetical. The annotation marks the transcript as partial. The record is from RefSeq and is a predicted model, not a curated record. Lineage: Eukaryota; Ichthyosporea; Ichthyophonida. The transcript has a single exon.
CGUUUAGGUCUACCUUUACUUGUACAUGUUCCAGAAGAACAUGGAGCGAACCCUUUGCAACGGCAUAGAGUGUUACUGUGCCUGUGAAGGGUCUCGAGUGAGAGCCCCGAUCUUUAUGUCUGCAUACACCACAACGAAUAUACGCUCAAGUUAAUUGUAACACAAGGAAGCUCGAAACAUUGCGAUUUCGAGUCCAGGGGUCUGAUGCAUGGCGUCUUAAAGUGCUUAAACGGGCCUAUAUGAUCACUAUAUUUCUUUCACACGUUGAGUCAAGAAACACUGAAACAGUCAAUAGUACAUUUGUAAAUGUUUGCAAUCCACAAGCUAUAUAGUCUCCAUUUCACCUGAUUGAAGUGAGGAAUCUAGUGUCUAAAGACUUUAUAGUGUGAAAGUGAGAGAGGACAGGCAUUAUGGAGCCGGAAACUGUAUUGGGCUACUUUAUGACCGCCUUAUUUGGCUUCGACACCGAUAAACUACAGGCGAAUACCACGAGCAAUAGACCUAAUAGCAAUAAUAAUAGCAAUAACAACAAUAAUACUCAUAGUAGAAGUAGGAAAGAUAGUCUCGCUAAGGAUGAUACAGGAGCUGUUGCAACUCGGUUUGACCUGGGUAAGUACCGUGCGACUGUGUUCAGUUUGGAUGCAAUCACACAGCAACCCACCACCAUAUUGGGGUACUUCUUAGUCGCUAUGUUUGGUUUGCCCGAGAUCGAGGAUAUUGAGAGGGAGCGUGAACGUGACAGUAUAUCAUUUCAGAAGAUGAGGACUCUUCCUAUUGGUAUGACGUCUGGUUUGUCUAAACACAC